CUAUAAAUAGGAGGGAUGAAACCAGCAGAGAUCAGAUUCUCUCUACAGAGACCUCUACAGCACACAGAUCCAGACAUGGCACCUACAAUCACUGCAGCUCUGACCAACUCUCAGGAACAUCUGACUCUGACUCACAAGCUCAGAAAGCCUCUGGUGGAGAAGUUACGCAGAGAGAGAAUCAACAGCAGCAUUGAGCAGCUCAAGUCUCUCCUGGGUCCAGAGUUCCUCAAACAGCAGCCAGACUCCAAGCUGGAGAAAGCAGACAUCCUGGAGAUGACAGUCUGUGUCCUGACACAGCUGCAGCAGCACAAUCAACAGCAGAGAAGACUGAUGAUGAAGAACUUCAACAAGCUGCAGUCUUCCUCUGAUAAGAACCUGACAGAGGCUGACUUCUCUCCUCUGAGCUCCACGGACCAGAGCAGCAUCACCAAAGACAAGAGUCCAGUCCACAGCGCCCCCUGGAGGCCGUGGUAGACACCUACAGACUGGAGUUACAACCAGACAACGUGAGACCACCACAGUGGUCAAAGAUUACUGGAAGUGAAUUCAGUGAAAUUGAAGGACUUGUUCUUCUGUAUGAACAGAAGUCUGUAUCUGUGUGUUUGACAUUUCCUGAGGAAAUGACACAAACUAUAUCUUUCAAGUUCAGAAAGAGAACAUCUUGUCAUGCAUGUUGCAUGAAUCCAAUCUGAUUGCGGCAGCAAUUAUUAUUAUACCUCAGUCUACUUCAUGUACUGGUAUUAUAUAAUGUUAUGAUAACAUUUGUUAUUUUAGAUCAUUUUGAUCUUUGACAUGGGAAACAUCUAAAUGUCCUUUUUUAUGGACAUAAAACUGAUCUGUUGUAAGAUCAAGAUCACUUUUUCUAAAAGUGUUGCUUCAUAUCUUCAUGUUUCCUGUGAUGUUUGUUACAUCUUGAAUAGUUUUGAUCAUAUUGAUCAAUUGUUGAGUUAUUGUCCUUUUUUAGGACAUGUUAUCAUUGUUUACUGCAGAUCAUUUGAUGUGAUUAUUGAAACCUGAUCUGUUGCAGAUCAAUAUGUUUGAACUUUUAUUGUAAAAGUUUCACUUUAAUGUCACAGUUUUAUUGUGACAAUAUGACUUUAUUAUUUUCAGGAUCAGCUGAAGUUUCUGAUCACUGAGAAUAAUGUUGUCUUACGUAAAGUGCUUUGAGUAUUUUUGCUUUUAUUUAUGAAGAGCAAACCUUUAAUCCAUUUGUAAAAAAGAGUGAAAGUACAGUGAGAACUGUGUCCUCAGAUACUUUUACCUGUUUGUCUUUUAUAAAGACUCUUGUUCCUUGACUCUCUCAGAGUACAGUGUGUCUUGUAGAAAUCUACAAGUUGUUGUUGUGAUGCAUCAUCACCUGGAGUUGAACUGUUUACACUUGUUGUUUAUUGAAUAAACAAACACUGUCUGAUGAAAA
Molecule: messenger RNA, 1417 nt
Organism: Solea senegalensis (Senegalese sole)
Lineage: Eukaryota; Metazoa; Chordata; Actinopteri; Pleuronectiformes; Soleidae
Product: transcription factor HES-1-like
Exons: 2
Coding region: 16-474 (152 amino acids)
Biological process (GO): regulation of neurogenesis; regulation of transcription by RNA polymerase II; anterior/posterior pattern specification
Cellular component (GO): nucleus
Molecular function (GO): RNA polymerase II cis-regulatory region sequence-specific DNA binding; DNA-binding transcription factor activity, RNA polymerase II-specific; protein dimerization activity
Source: RefSeq, a predicted model, not a curated record